Messenger RNA from Salarias fasciatus (jewelled blenny), 7158 nucleotides. It is a transcript of the gene anapc4, whose product is annotated as anaphase promoting complex subunit 4. NCBI's taxonomy places the organism in Eukaryota, Metazoa, Chordata, Actinopteri, Blenniiformes, Blenniidae. Gene Ontology annotation, biological process: protein K11-linked ubiquitination; regulation of mitotic metaphase/anaphase transition; anaphase-promoting complex-dependent catabolic process. Gene Ontology annotation, molecular function: protein binding. The record is from RefSeq and is a predicted model, not a curated record. The transcript has 28 exons. Bases 3566 to 6064 code for a protein of 832 amino acids. Gene Ontology annotation, cellular component: anaphase-promoting complex; nuclear periphery.
UCCUGAUUUGAACAAAAUAACAGAAGAAAUGAAUAAAGUUCACUUGGGAACUAAAAUUCUUACAAAAACAUAGUUUGUUCCAUUUAGUUACCAAGUGAUGGAAUGAGCCCCGGUUAGUCUAAGCCAUAAUCUAAAAAAAGGAUGCAGACAGACAUCCGUGAGUUCAUUUAUUUCACUGGCUGCAUCCUUAUAUUUCAGCUUACUAUAGAUGUAACAGGAGUCCCGCUUGUGGACUCAAAUAUAAAACAGACUGCAUUCAGAUGUAGCUUAAAACAGUCCUGGAGCUUCAGCCCUGAUCGCUGCUGAAGCGGACUGUGGAUGUAAGGUGUGUUGUGAAACGGUCGGUGUACAUGUAUGACUCAGUGGGACACUCAGCACCUCAUGGCGUCCUGAAGACCAGCUGUUGUUAUUUUUAAUCCCCAGGGCUAUGUUUCACAGUAGCAGAGCAGCCCCAUCCACCCAAAGCACAGAAGAUAGGGUCGCCACUUCUGAACAGGUAUAAGUCUCACAGACGUGAUCAUACCAGUCAGUGAUGAUCCUGCUCUUACACGAAAACACCCAGACAAAAUGUCUUAGAUGUUGCUUCAGCUGAAGGGGAACAAAAACAAUAGCCUGGGGCUGAUUAAAUAUAAAUGUGGAACUGAGACACUGAAAGGGAAUGAUACAAUGUUAACAACUGCCAGUGCUGUCAAAGUUUCCAGAGCUGCUUGUAUUUCCUAGUUUUUACAAUGACAAGAAAUCUAAUUCAGUGUCAUAUUGAUUUAUUUAUCAAAAACAGAAAGGCAUCAAAGAGUCUUUAAAAAACAUGAUGGUGAAGAUGCUGUCUAUGAUAUGUUUGUGCUUGAUAUACAUGAAGUGUUUAAAAAGAAAAACUGUUACUGUAAAUAAAUUAGGUCAAACACUUCACAAAGAAAAGUAAUAAGAUCUGGCAAAAUAAUCCAGAACAUACCUUCAAGUGAUGUGUUCCUCUGAAUGCUCUCUCCUGGCUUUGUGUGUCCAGGUUUGUUUAGUUUCAGUAAGAACCAAGCAAAAAGCAGCUUCUCUUUCCAGAAGAGCAGCCGUAUUGGUCAGACGGUUGGAAGGAUCUCUCAAGCUCAGGGUCCAAUGGCGUACUGCCUCUGCAGUGGCCCGCUGUCCCAUCUGUCCCGGUCCCUAACUGCUCACUGUGUGUGGCUAUAUUUGGCCCCGGGCUCAGGUUUCACAGCCAGAAUACUGGCUCGAGGAGAGAGAGUGCAUCGAGAUAGUCCUGGGCAACAGAAGGUGGCGGUGACAUUUUUAUACUGAACAAGUGCUUGUUAAUUAAACGUGAUAAACACAGGCUAUUUCAAUGCUUGAAACCACGAACCUCUUCAAGCGUAUGCAAACAGGACUCACAGUGCUGGGAGACUGUCUGCACUGAUAACACUUGCACAAAAAAGUGUUCAAUCAAGAUGUAAUUUACAGGAUUUGCUGUCACUCUCUGACUGCGUUAGUUAAGACGUUCACGAUGGCAGUGAGGCUGACAGCAGGUCAGCGUUGCCACUGCUGUUGUGUCCAGCUGAGAUGACCCUUUGCUCUCGGACCAGUCAGUCAUCUGUUUCAGCUACAAGUACAUUAUCCAAAAUGUUGUCGUUAAUUGGUUCAGCACCAUUUCAAUAAAAACCAGUACUGCACUCAUAGCAGUUAAAGGGUUUAUAUAAUAGCAAUCUCUAAUAUUUGUAGCUUUCUACCCAGCCUAAAAUUAGUUGCACCAAAUUUUGGGAUUUUAAUAAGAAUCGGUUGGCUCAGAUCACACCAUAACAGUGACUUAUAAAAGAAGCAGACAGUUGAAGACCAUGCAGCCUCACUUGGUCUAUUUAGAGGUCACUAUCACAUUUUGUGCUCUCAGAGCUAUUCUGGUUCAUCAUCAAUCUACUGAUUACAGUUGAGUGCCAGUGAUAAGUCCAGAAGGAAUUUCCACUGUAAUAACUGCAUCAUGCACAACAACUAAUGAGCCCUCCUCAUUAGUUACCCCCCUAUUAGCACUACCUCUGUGCAUGAGGAUUGUUUAUUUUUUUACAAUUUUUUAAAGAGAGGAUUUCUCAAUAUAAACUCCAGACUAAUGCUUGUGGUGUCCCGUGUAAGAAUAGUCCUGGAACAUUUCCAGUGUUCCUUUAUAUCACAUGCAUGUACAAUAACACGUGCGUCAAUCUCAAAUCAUGCAGUGAUAGUGCUUGUGUUGACAAGUAUUAGGUAUAUGCACAGAGCACUUCAGUUUAGUUUUGCACUGCUGCAAACUGUCUGAUGAACCUUAUUUGCUAAUAAUAGAUAACAAUUAAAAUUACUUUUAAAAUAUCACUGCAAUCACUAGGAUAUGAGAGCUGGUAAAACUAUUGUCCUUUCUUCUCAUUGUACUAUCUUGUCACUCCUUCAUCAAACUCCUAUUUGCAGGAGAAGUGCCUGAAUGAUCUUCACCUGAAUCAGUCUUGACAGAAACAUGAUAGCUGUUUGGUGUCUUCAUGGUGCUAGUUCAUUUCAACUGUGUUGCUGCUGAUUCUUCUCAUUGUCAAUAAGUCAGAAAUUCCCUGAAAACUGGUAAGGAAGUGUGUUUUCUCAAUGGAUGUUGGAAUUCCGAAGUCUCACCUAUAUCCACUGCAUUUUCAUGGAAUGGGUGAAUUGAACGAAUUAAUUUUUGUCACACUGGAACUUUUUGAAACAAGAUUGGUCCCAUGGGUCUCUUUAGAAAAAAAAAAUUGUAUGUGGAUUUUCUGUUAAAAAAAACUAUUUUAAACAUUUUUCAUAUUUUCAACUUGAACUCUAAAUCUAAAUAUUGGGUGUUUAAAUUCAAGAUUAAAAAAGGAAAAGUAAAAUGAUGCAAAUCCAGACAAACAACCUUUUAAAAAAAAUCAGCAAGGGGCCAAAUUAAAAGAGAGGUGUGUAGCCAGAGAAGCUAUAGCUAUAUUGUAGCUAAAUCAAAUUUGUCCACUGGCUCAAAAUUUUGAAUUGUAAAAAUGCCUCCUCCACUGUAUAUUGGCAAGUGUCAUUCAAUUUUAUUUAUUUAUUUAUUUAUUUAUUUAUUUAUUCAUCCAUUUAUUUUUUUAUAGAUCAUCUAGUAUCAUGUUUGCCACCUGGCUCAGUGGCCUCUGGUUUGCUAUGUUAGCAAAGGUGUGAACUUUGUUGCUGGAACUCCAUUUCAUUAUCAGGGUUAAUUUGUUUAUUCUGAAGUGCAUGCUCCAGCUGACAAACACAAAACCUGCCCAUAUAUGGUAACAUGAAAGUGCAAUCUCUUUUGAAUAUUAAUGAGCAAAAUAAAGUGUAGCAGAGAUUUCUUGAACUCUCCAGGGGGUUCAACAAAGUGACACAGCUGAGAAGUUUAGAGACUUGAAUUAUAUGAACACAAAUUCAGCAAGCAGUUAGGUAAUGAUGUCAAGUUAUUUAGAGGCAUUACGUCCUUACCAUGUUUUGGGUUUAUAGUUGCCUUUGCACCUUAAAUCUAGGCGACUCUUGGAUUCAGGUGUGCUCCAGAAGAGGGACAGGUCUGCUCACUGGCUGGAUGGAAGCAGAUAUAGUAGAUGUCAAACAAGUUACUUACUAAUUAGCCUCAUUAAUGUUUUUUUUUUUUUUUUUUGUAUCGGGAGGAGAACCAGAGUUAAUCCAGUUAGCAUACAGUGACUGCAUGGUUUGGACUCCAACCAAUAACCCUGCCUCCCUAAGUUCCAACAAGAUGAAUGCCUUCAGGCAAGUAGGGGAAAAGCAACUUCCUAAUACUGUGCUGUGCAUGGCAUGGUCUCCCAAGAAAGAUCUGAUUGCUCUGGCCAACACAGCAGGAGAGUUGCACCUUCAUCGCUUGGGUGGCUUGCCACGUGUUUGGAGCCUCCCAACAAGUGAAUACCCUGGAGAAGAGAUCACUGCAAUUGCCUGGAGACCGGAUGGCAAAAUAUUGGCAUUUAGUGUGGAAGACACCAAGCAGGUGGUCCUGUGUGGAGUUGAGAAAGCAGAAAUCCUCCAUGUGUUUCCGGUUCAGUUUUCUGUGACUUGCAUGCACUGGAUGGAGGUGACGGAAGAAAGCAAUGACCUCAGCUCUUUUUACAACACAGAGGAUGAAUCUAAGGUGUUUCUUCCAAAGUUACCAACACUGCCCAAGAGCUAUAGCACAGCUUCAAAGAUUUUCAGUGAAGAAAAGUCAGACAAGAUGCUCAAUCUCUUGGGAGAAAUCAGACUGAACAUUCUUGUUCUUGGAGGAAAAGAUGGCAUUUUGGAGCUUUACGCCUACGGGAUGUGCAAGAUUGCAACUGUCAAUGUGGUUCCAGGGUUUUGUCGCAGCCUGAGUCUGUCCAGUGAUCUGAAGUCUCUCUCUAUCAUCGCAGUAGUCUGUACUGUUAAAGGCAAAGAGGUCUGCUACAUUCAGCUGGACACUGGAUUGUUGUCUGAUUAUCUUCCGGAAGUCACUCGGAUGGCACGCAAGUUCACCCACAUCUCCACCUCGCUGCAGUAUUUGAACCUCUCAUUGACUUGCAUGUGUGAAGCCUGGGAGGACAUCCUCACCCAGAUGGAUCUGAGACUCACCAAGUUUGUACAGGAAAAGAACACAAGUACACAAGUUCAGGAUGAGUUUCUGGAGCUCCUGCUGUUUGGAAAAUCCAGUCCAGAACUUCAGACUCUUCUCAUGAACCAGCUGACUGUGAAGGGUCUGAAAAAGCUUGGCCUGUCCAUCGAGUCAUCUUACUGCAGCAUCCAGAAGCUAGUGAUCAGUCACCUGCUGAGCGGUGCAGAGGCUCUGUUGUAUCACCUCAGUGAGGUGAAAGGGAUGUCCCUCUGGAAACAAAAGUUUGAGGCCCUUGGUUUGAAGUCAGCGGCAAUAGAAGAGGCCAUCACAGCUGUGGGCUCCUUUUCUCUCAAAGCUAAUGAGCUUCUGCAGGUGAUUGACAAGAGCAUGAGGAAUUUCAAAGCCUUUUUUAGGUGGCUAUACGUGGCGAUGUUGAGAAUUUCCGAGGAGCACGUGCCUCCAGAACUCAACAAGAUGACCCAGAAGGACAUUUCAUUUGUUGCUGACUUCUUGUCUGAGCAUUUCAGUGAGAAUAAGGAACUCUUCCUUCGUAAAGGAAAGUACUUCAACAUUGAACGAGUUGGCCAAUAUUUGAAGGACAAGGAUGAGAAUCUUGUUUCUCCGCCCGAUGCGACAGGAAACCAGUGGCUGGAAUUCUUGAAGAAUACUUGCAAAGAUGGGAGUCCUUUGCUGUUUCCUUCAUAUCCACAAAAGUCGGUCCAGUUUGUGAAGAGGCUGAUGGAGAUGGUGAUUGAGGAUUGCCUUGAGAACCCUGCAAAUGUAAUUGGCAAGUCUGUAAAAGUUGCUGCCUUUGUGCCACUGUACGCCAUCCCAGAGAGUUCCGAGAAGACGCAACAUUUUGAACUUCCAUCUUUAUGGAAUGACAAAAAAGCCCAAAUGCACUACGCCGUUUUCUGCAUGCCAGAGAUUUGCCCCUGCAAGCUUUUCAUCAUGCGGCGGGGAACUGACCCAAGCAGGGAAAUUUCAAACAGCGUCAUGUCAGUCAACCUCAGCCACCAGUAUGGCUUUGGAGAUGGUGAAGUUGCUGAAGCCCAACCCCUGGACGCUCGCUUUUAUGACGAUGAAACGCUCACUGUGGUCUUUGAAGGACUGAGGGAACAGAAAAGCCACCGGGUGCUGGCUCAGCUGCCUUUCGCUUCCAUUCUGAGUAGCAGCGAGACUAAAUUCAACUGGGACUCCAACCUGAGGUUGGACCAACAGAGCGAGGCCAUCCCUUCCCAAAGUCUGGUGUUGGGGAAUCAGUGGCGUGAUCUUGAGAACAUAAAGGCUCAGUAUGUCGCUGUCAAUGGAAACCGCAAAGUGGCCUGCGUGGUCAGUGCCAAUCUGAGGCACAUCCGUGUUUUUGAGAUGGACAUAGAAGAGGACGAUGAAGGAGGUGACGUUCAUAAUGCCAGCGCCGACAUGGACGUGCUGGAAGGUUCCUCAGCCAUCCAGAGGGCGGUGGAGGAGGGCAAAGGUGAAGCUGUGGAGGAGAGUGGACACUCUGCUCUGAACCCGGAAACGCAGCUGGAGUCAGAAGAGGCUUUGGAGCUCUCCUGAGUCUGAGACAUCUGGACAUUCAAAAGGAAACUGGGCGCCAAGUCUAAUUUUCCUUUUUGAUUUUAAAGUACUUGUAGACAUACAGCUCUUUGCUCAUACAAGACUUUGUUGUGUAUUUAGUUUUUGGAAUAUUUUUAAGUUUUUUAAUUUUUAACAAUGUACUAAAGUGCCCGCUAGAUUUUUACUAAAGCCUACUAGGAGAAGUAAUUAUGGACCAAGGUCUCCUUUGUUCUUUUAGUGUUUUUUCAUCCUUCUUGGUUAUUAUUACCAUGCGUAAAGAAACCCCAAUUUGACCCCCUAAACUUGCAUGAAAACUCAGAAAAAUUGGCAGGUACAUCCAGACUGGUGAAACAUUAGAUAAAAUGGAAGAAUGAACCCCUUAACCCCAUCUGCUCUCUAGUGCACCUAAAAACAGUGAAAUACCCGCCACGGCCCGUCGGAAUGUCGUAGAGAGAUCAAACCAAUGUUCACACGUUCAUCUCGUCAAGAUAUCAAAUUCAUGUAUUGACACCCCUGACCUAAAUCCAACAGGAAGUCCGCUAUUUCCCUUUCAAUGUAAAAUUUCGCUCAAAACAUCUCGCCUUUUUCAUAAACCGAGGCUUCUUCUGUCAAAACUAUAAGUGUGACUGCUCUGAAAACCUCGGGACUGAAAGACAACUAAAUUCCCUAUCAAAUGAGACCAUUUUUGUUCACUUUGGCCCACAGGAAUGGAUUCUGGAGCAGUUUUUUACCAAAGAGAAACUGUUUUUCUUUUCCCUGUCACACUCUGACGACUUGUGACCUAUGUAACCAUAUCUGGGCAUAGAGCUGCUCUUACUGACCUGAGACCAGCUGUCAAGCAUUCUGCAUGUUGUACUUGGUUUCCGCAGCAGGUGGCGCAAAGUGACAAUGAAUCACACAUGACUGAAGCAAGAAUGCCACAGCAGCAGCCCGUGACUGGCUUCCAUGCUUAAAGCUGGUGUCAGGAGUUUUGAAAGAGGGAGGGUUUUUUUUAAAUCCAACAUCUCAGGUUCCGCCCUCCCUCUGCUUUCAUAAGCGACCAAGCCACGCCCCUUUAAUUGUGCACGCUAUUAUCCGUCGGGUGAAAAUGAGAG